Rotaria sordida is the source of this 1077-nucleotide messenger RNA. NCBI's taxonomy places the organism in Eukaryota, Metazoa, Rotifera, Eurotatoria, Philodinida, Philodinidae. The record is from the annotation of a GenBank genome assembly.
AUGUCAUCGGAUUCUCUUCAAAUUGAAAAUACUUCUACAACUAAAGAUUUAUGUUCAUCGUCAAAUAUAGAUGUAGAUGAAUUAUAUUCAUCAAAUAAAGAUUGUUUUGAAACAAAAGAAUUAUCAUUUAAUAAUCGUAAAGAAUCAACAAUAAAACUUCCAUAUCCCGUUAUAUAUGAUCAUCGUGAUCCAUCAUCUGUACUUAUACUUUUACAAAAAGAAACACAAACAACAUCAAAAAAAAUUCUUGAUAUUAUACAACAAAUUGAAAAUUGUGAAAAAUAUUUAACAGAAAAUAUACAAUUAGAUAAAAAUAAAAAAUCUUUUAAAUAUGAACGUGUUAAAUUAAAACAACAAUUAGAUGGAUUAAAAAAACAUGAACGUCGAAUUAAUUUACAAAUUGAUUUUAUAACAACAAAAAUUGAAAUAAAAGGAAAAUUAAAACAAAAAUUAGAUAAAAUGAAAAUUUAUAUGAGAACAAGAAAUGAACAAAUGAAAAAAUUAAUUCAUGGAAAAGAACGAUCAUCUACAUCAAAUGAAACUCGACAAAAAUUAUCAACUAGUCAAAAACCACAACAACAUCAUCUAAAUUCAUCAGAUUUGAAUCAAAAACGUUCAUUAUCAUCAUCUACAACUAGUUCACAUUCAAAUAAACGUCUAAAAUCGACAAAUCAUAAUCAAAUAAAAGCACCUGUUGUUCGUCUAACAUCACGUUUAACAGGUCAUCAAUCUCAAUCUCAUUCAAUACGAACACCAACAGUAAGAUUUCUAAAUAAAACAAGUGGUUCGUCAAUGACAACACUGAAUUCUUCAUCACCAACGACACCAGCAUCAUCAUCAUCAACUUUAUCACCUCCUUUAAUGGCAAGUACAAGUAUGGGAGAUGCAAAUAAUAUUCAAAAUUCUCGACAACAAAUGGAAAUUCCUUCGAUUGGUGAAGAUGAUGAACUUGAUCUUGAACUUGAUAUGGAUGAGUUAUUUGAUGAUGAUCCGUACUUUGAAGAGAACAUGCAAGAAUUUGAGUCUGGAACACGACAACUUAAAAUCAAUCAGGAUAUUUCGAAAAAAGAAUCUUAA